Miscanthus lutarioriparius is the source of this 1170-nucleotide messenger RNA. Lineage: Eukaryota; Viridiplantae; Streptophyta; Magnoliopsida; Poales; Poaceae. The record is from the annotation of a GenBank genome assembly.
AUGGGGCGGCACAAGUUCCGGUUGUCAGACAUGAUCCCGAACGCGUGGUUCUUCAAGCUCCGCGACAUGCGCGCGCGGGGCGGCGCCGCGGCAGCCAGCCCCCGCGUGGCUGCGUUGCGGCCGCCCCCGACCACGCCGAGGCACGGCCACGGCCACGGCGCGGCCGCGCCGUGGCUCCCGCACAGGGCGUCCCACUACUACACGCCGCGGGCGGGGGACCUCGUCCAGCUGGGCUCGCCGUCGCCGCUGCACCCCAAGGCCUCCGACACGCGCUUCCCGCCGCUGCAGCAGUCGCCGCCGCGCCGGUCCAGCAGGUGGCGCCACCACCACCGGAGGCGGUCCGUCAAGCUGGCUGCGGCGGCGCCGCCCUCUGCCAGCAGCAGCAGCGGCGUCGCGUCGUCGCCGGCCUCCACCGCCGCAUGCCGCUGCGGCCGCAGCCACAGGCCCGAGCUCGUGGUGGUCGAGGCGCCCGACACCCCGCCGUGCCGCCGCGACAUUUUCGUCGGGUACAGCAGCGACGACGACGACGACGACGACGAGUACGUGAAGAAACCGACGGUUGCCGCCGUCCGCGCCCACGACAAGCUCGACGGCGGCAAAGUGAUCACUUCCGCCACGGAUAUCAUCAUCGACCUGCGGACCAAGAGGAGGCCCGACAAGACGCUCCCGCCGAUCACGACCAAGCCGGCGAAGAGGGAGCCCGACGUGUGCCAGCUCGAGGACAAGCACAUCGACGUCCUCGCACACGCGACCCGACGAGCCUCGCCUGUCGUCCCCGAACAGAGCAAGCUCAAGCCGCCGAGGCGGUCCGUGUCGUCGUCGGCGCGGCGACUGAAAACGCGCGCCAACACCCCGCGCUUAGCAUCGUCCAAGAAGUGCAGGUCGCCCACGACGACGACGACGACGACCGCGCGCUCGCCGGCGCGGACCAGACCGCCGCCGCCGCCGCCUCUGGCUGAGAGCUUCGCGGUGGUGAAGUCGUCGCGAGACCCGAGGCGGGACUUCCGGGAGUCCAUGGAGGAGAUGAUCACCGAGAACGGCAUCCGCACCGCCGCCGACCUCGAGGACCUCCUCGCGUGCUACCUGUCCCUCAACGCCGCCGAGUACCACGACCUCAUCGUCGAGGUGUUCGAGCAUAUCUGGGUCACGCUCUCUGACGUCAAGGUGUAG